Molecule: messenger RNA, 2267 nt
Organism: Selaginella moellendorffii
Lineage: Eukaryota; Viridiplantae; Streptophyta; Lycopodiopsida; Selaginellales; Selaginellaceae
Exons: 2
Coding region: 174-848 (224 amino acids)
Source: RefSeq, a predicted model, not a curated record
UCCAGCCCUCCUGCUAGAGCUCGCAGAGAAAAUCCAGUGCCGAUCAAUGCAACCCGGGAUUGUGGGCGAUGCCAGUGAUCACUGCUGUCCAGGAGACUAGAUUUGGAUCCAGCAUGGCGCGGAAGAUCGCGAUCGCGGGGCUAAGAUGGCCGAAUUGGAUGUAGCUCGUGAGGAUGGUAUUCCAGGACACUGCGUUGCUCUCACUCGCCAUGGAGAGGAGGAUCUUUGCCUUGGGCAAAUGCCCAAAAUCCCAAUCAUUGAUGUGUAUGUCCAGAUUGUGGAUGUUCAGAGGUGUGGUGGAUCUUCUCCCAAAUCGCAGUGAAACCGAUCUUAGCGAUGGCCGAUGGGGAUAUGUUGAGUUCACAUCUCUCGAAGCUUUCCACAAGGCAAACCGGUGGCUAAACCAGAGGGGAAAAACUGAGAAGAAGAUCCGCAGCUUGGAAGAGGAAAAGCGCGAGGAAACAGAAGAGGAGAAGCACGAGGAAAAGUCUUGGAGUGUUAGCGCGCUCCGGAUUCUGAUCAGACUCACCGAGCAGCUUUACGAGGAGCUCAACGGCAAAUCCAGCGACCGAGAGAGGAUCAAGCGAGCGCGGAAGAUAAUGUGGCUCCAGAAAAUGCUGUAUAGGAUCUCGAGUGAGAGGAAACCGUGGAAGGAGCUUCAGUCCGGCGAGGUGGUCUUCGUGAAGGAGGCAAAAGAACUAUAUGAUCGUGCAGGGAGAGAUUUUGUUGCCGAAUUCAAGAGGAGACAGAGAGCUGGAGUGAACGAUGAGUGUUUGUUUUGUCGGAACCAUGAUGGCAAGAAGAUGAUCGGCCGGGCUGGAGCGAACUCUAAGACGACUAGACCCUAGGUUUACCUGAGAAGAGAACACGAGAAAACUGUUCUAAGCACGUCGAAGAAACGAGAAAUGAAGCUGGCUCCUAGCUCGAGAAGUUGGCUGCAAGGAUUGGUCAACUGGAGGCCAGUGCUCGGACUCUAACAUCGGAGAAGCCAACUCUCAAGAGUCAAAUCCAGAAGUUGGAUCCGGUAAGGCUGUCCAUGAUAGUAGUGAGGAACGACGUAAACCAGUGCCAGAUGGCUGCAAGAUGGCGAGAAGACAAUAUAGCUGAAGCUGCUUGUGACUGGGGUUUCAGAUGGCUGCGGAGACUAUAAGACAGACUAUGCUAGACGUUCUCUCUCAUCUGGUGGAAUGAGGGAAGUGUUCGGACAGGAGCCCCAGGGGAUAAUGGCUGAUGGAGUCGUGUUGAGAGUGGCCCUGUGCCACGUGGCUAGUCCACGUGGAGAGACACGAGUCUUCACCGGUUCACCAUGUCACACAUAUGUACAUUUUCCAUUCCAUAUAUGCUAUGACAGAUCUUGAGCACCAUCACACGGUUUCACCUUUCAUUAGAUGGUAUUGGAGCAAUGCCUGGGAGAGCAAGAAGAAUUCGAAACCGUAGGAUCAGGGCGACACUUGCUAGGGUGAAUCGGAGCCUCGACAGAGGCGUGCCCUAAUCCAAACGCUCCAGGCCUUGCAAGAGGCACUGGACGACUAAGAACCUGGACCUAGACUUGAACGAGUGGUGGGAUUGGGUGUCAGCACCCAUGGCAGCCACUGUUCCUACAAAUCCGCCUCCAAAUCCACCACCUAUUUCCCCUCCCAUCACAAAUCCGACUGUGCCUACAGCGGAUAUCGUUUCAGUGGACGCAAAUCCACCAAAAUUUGAUGGGAGGAACUGGCGCUUCUGGAAGACAAAAUUCGAAUCCUAUAUGGAUGAACGAGGCCUCUGGGACAUCACCACAGGAACUGAGACACUUCCAGAUACAGCUACAGUGGAUGAAACUGCGAAGUAUCGCAAGAAGGACCGGAGAGCUUUGGGCAAAUUCCAUGCAGCGCUGGAGGGGCGAGAAUUCCAUUGCAUUGGACGGUGCAAGAGUGCAAAGGAAGCGUGGGAGGCCAUGAAGCAGACUUACCAGAUCCCUUCAACAUCCCAUCGCAUAUUUUUACGGAAGCAGCUUCAUGCAUUGGUGAUGGCUGAAGGGGAUGACCUCAAGGAUCAUCUUGCUGGUGUGAGAACCAUCUUAGAUGAUCUUAAGGAUGUGGGAGCAAACAUAGAGGAUGAAGAAGAAGCAGAGCUGGUGCUCGUCACACUUCCUCCAUCCUUUGAUCCUCUCAUACGUAGCCUCACUACCACUGGAACUCCUCUAACCCUGAAUGGCGUGAUCAGUAGCCUCCAGGACGAUGAUCUGAGACGAAGAGCAACAACAGGAUCAGAGGCCGUUGCAUUCU